Prionailurus viverrinus (fishing cat) is the source of this 6986-nucleotide messenger RNA. RefSeq names its product solute carrier family 9 member A7 (gene SLC9A7). The transcript has 17 exons. Gene Ontology annotation, molecular function: sodium:proton antiporter activity. The record is from RefSeq and is a predicted model, not a curated record. Gene Ontology annotation, biological process: sodium ion transport; regulation of pH; proton transmembrane transport. NCBI's taxonomy places the organism in Eukaryota, Metazoa, Chordata, Mammalia, Carnivora, Felidae. Gene Ontology annotation, cellular component: membrane; recycling endosome. Bases 99 to 2285 code for a protein of 728 amino acids.
GCCACGGCCACUCGGGCAGGUCGGCGGCGCCGCGGGAACCCGCCGACGGCGCGGACUGCUGGUCCCCGCGCGCAGGAGGCGCGGGCGGCCCUGGGGCCAUGGAGCCUGGUGACGCGGCGCGCCUCGGCCGGGGCCGGGCGGCCCGGGCGCUGCCACCGCGGCUGCUGCUGCUGCCGCUGCUGCUGCCGCUGCUGCUGGGUCGGGGGCUGCGCGCCGCGGCCUCGGCCUCCUCCUCUGGGGCGGCGGCCGAGGACAGCAGCGCCAUGGAGGAGCUCGCCACUGAGAAGGAGGCGGAGGAGAGCCACCGGCAAGACAGCGUGAGCCUGCUCACCUUCAUCCUGCUGCUCACGCUCACCAUCCUCACCAUCUGGCUCUUCAAGCACCGCCGGGUGCGCUUCCUGCAUGAGACCGGGCUGGCCAUGAUCUACGGGCUCAUCGUGGGCGUGAUCCUGAGGUAUGGCACCCCCGCCACCGGUGGUCAUGACAAGUCAGUGAGCUGUACUCAGGAAGACAGGGCCUUCAGCACCUUAUUAGUGAACGUCAGUGGGAAGUUCUUCGAAUACACCCUGAAAGGAGAAAUCGGCCCUGGCAAGAUCAACAGCGUAGAGCAGAAUGACAUAUUGAGGAAGGUAACGUUUGAUCCAGAGGUCUUUUUCAACAUUCUCCUGCCUCCGAUUAUUUUCCAUGCCGGCUACAGUUUAAAGAAGAGACACUUUUUCAGAAAUCUCGGGUCUAUUCUGGCUUAUGCUUUCUUGGGGACUGCCGUUUCCUGCUUCAUUAUUGGGAAUCUCAUGUACGGUGUAGUGAAGCUCAUGAAGGUCGUGGGGCAGCUCUCGGAUAAGUUUUACUACACAGACUGUCUCUUUUUCGGAGCCAUCAUCUCUGCCACUGACCCAGUGACCGUACUGGCAAUAUUUAACGAACUGCACGCAGACGUGGACCUCUACGCACUCCUGUUUGGAGAAAGCGUCCUCAAUGAUGCUGUUGCCAUCGUCCUGUCCUCGUCUAUCGUUGCCUACCAGCCAGCAGGGCUGAACACUCAUGCCUUUGAUGCUGCUGCCUUUUUUAAAUCAGUGGGCAUCUUCCUAGGUAUAUUCAGUGGCUCUUUUACCAUGGGAGCCGUAACUGGCGUCGUGACGGCUCUAGUGACCAAGUUCACCAAGCUGCACUGCUUCCCCCUCCUGGAGACGGCACUCUUCUUCCUGAUGUCCUGGAGCACGUUCCUUUUGGCAGAAGCCUGUGGCUUUACAGGCGUUGUGGCUGUCCUUUUCUGUGGCAUCACGCAGGCUCAUUACACCUACAACAAUCUGUCGGUGGAAUCAAGAAGUCGAACGAAGCAGCUCUUUGAGGUGUUACACUUCCUGGCAGAGAACUUCAUCUUCUCCUACAUGGGCCUGGCUCUCUUUACCUUCCAGAAGCAUGUCUUCAGCCCCGUUUUCAUCAUUGGAGCUUUUGUUGCCAUCUUCCUGGGCCGAGCUGCGCACAUCUACCCGCUCUCCUUCUUCCUCAACUUGGGCAGAAGGCAUAAGAUUGGCUGGAACUUUCAACACAUGAUGAUGUUUUCAGGCCUCAGGGGCGCGAUGGCAUUUGCGCUGGCCAUCCGUGACACGGCAUCCUACGCUCGCCAGAUGAUGUUCACGACCACCCUCCUCAUCGUCUUCUUCACUGUCUGGAUCAUUGGCGGAGGCACAACACCCAUGCUGUCGUGGCUUAACAUAAGAGUUGGCGUCGAGGAGCCCUCCGAAGAGGACCAGAACGAACGCCGCUCACAGUACUUCAGAGUCGGUGUUGACCCAGAUCAAGACCCACCACCCAACAACGACAGCUUUCAAGUCUUACAAGGGGAUGGUCCGGAUUCUGCCAGAGGGAACCGGACGAAGCAGGAGAGUGCGUGGCUCUUCAGGCUGUGGUACAGUUUUGACCACAAUUACUUGAAGCCCAUCCUCACACACACCGGCCCCCCCUUAACCACCACGCUGCCCGCCUGGUGUGGCCUGCUCGCUCGGUGUCUGACCAGUCCCCAGGUGUACGACAACCAAGAGCCGCUGAGAGAAGAAGACUCCGACUUCAUCCUGACCGAGGGCGACCUCACCUUGACCUACGGGGACAGCACAGUGACUGCAAACGGCUCCUCAGGCUCCCACACAGCCUCCACGAGCCUCGAGGGCAGUCGGAGAACCAAGAGCAGCUCCGAGGAGGUGCUGGACCGAGCCCUGGGGAUGGGAGACCAGCCGGUCUCGAGCCGGGGCACGCGCCUAGUGUUCCCCCUGGAGGACAAUGCGUGACUCCCCCCUCCCCCCACCCCAGAGCCUGCAGCGAUGAGGGGCGGGGGCGGCCCACCGGCAGGGCAGGGUGAGGACGGCUGCAAGCCCCAGGGUUGUUUGAGGCGGGGCACUGACUGAGUGGAACUAACGCUUCUGUUUUAUUGGGGUCUGAAGCUAUCUUAAUAACCUUUACAAUUUAACCCAAGAUGGUGGGGCUAAAGUGUCUCUAAAUCAAGACAGAUGCAGACCUAUUCCCACUUUUUCACAUAGUAGUGUGCUGUUCAGAGUUAAACAAACAAACAAAAAGCAUGCUUUAAUGGUCUAACUCAUUCACCUGCAGUAUCUGAACAAGGUGUGGGGCGGGUGGGGGGGGGUUGGAGUCCCCCCAGGAGAGGCUUCAGAUCCGUACACAGCAGUGCAAGCCUGGCUGGCUGCAGGAAGAGCAAAGUGGAGGAGAGCAGGCUAGAAGAACGAUCGAGAAGGAAGGCAGCUGAGACCGGACCUCCAAGGAUGACGGGAAGCCGGUGGUAAAUGGGACGGAACUCACGAAGAAGCAAUUGCCGCAGGCACUUCUGGCACCGAGGGCUGCGGGACUGCGACCUCACGUCAGGCUUCUGGACUCUUUGCAACCCGGGUUUCCUCUAGACUGAAGAAUGGAAAUCUAUCCGUGAACAUUUCGACAUGGGGAAAGAAUUAGAAUUCCUUCUCUGGAAGCCUCCAUCCAGAAGAAGCUACCAAAAGCAAAACCAAAGGCAAAAAUCGUGUUACACUGUUGGGUUUUUCACAUUAAUCUGGGAACAGCAGAAACUGGUUAGAAACUGAUGACGAAAAAUCAGUCAAUUCUUCAGGGCCACCGUACAAGCUGACUGCCUGGCAAAUGAUUCCGAGGGCCGAGAUACCUACUGUGGGUUUAGGAACAACACCAAAAUUGGUUGGGAUGGUUUUAUCUGGGGACGAGAAAGCAAAAAGAAGCCUAGGAGGCAGUAGGCUAGUAUUGGGGGGCGGGGGUGGGAAUCACACUGCGAACAAAAUUAACUGCAAAAACGAAAUACAGGAUACUGUUCUAAAGACCCGAGUAGAAUUCCAAACCUUGAGCCAACGAAUGCAUGAGAUUUCAGCGGCCACGGGAGAAAUUAGAGACAAGUCCCUAGAAAAUUAAGCAUUAUUCAGUCCGGUGGAACGUUCUGUCUACUGUAAGGUUAAGUCUCCAGAUGUCUUGACAGUUGAGUGCCAUGUAAAGAAGGGUCGUCCUCUUGGUAUCCGGGGAGGCUUGCACCAGCUGAAUGCGUGAGCGUGGUUUGAAAUUUAGGUUAUUUGAAAACCCGAUUUCUUAAAAAAAAAAAUGCUUUCAUAAAAUGUGGGCAUUUUUCUUAUUGGGGCAGACAACAUAGUUUGUGAUAGUUUGUGUAAACCAGGCAAAAAUUAUUACUAGGUUGAGCCAUAUGAAAUUGCUGAUAUUUGAACCAUUAAAAAGAAAAAAACCAAUGGCAGUUUCAUAUGGUUUGAUAUAAUUAGAUGCUUUUUAUCCCCCCCCCCCUUUCCUUUCUGUCUACCCUAAAGUCCAUUUUGACUUUAUCAGGGGCACCCGUGGGAUUUGUAAGCUUGAAAAACAAGCUAAACCACAUAUCUAACCCCAUGAGGCUCAGAAUUACCUAGGCUAGUGAAGGACUUAAGAAGACCUAUGAGCCACAGCCAGAGAAACCGCUUUUUUAGAGAGCCCCUGGAUGGGAGGUCAUUGUGUCGUGGGUGUUGUGUCAGAGUGCAGAGAGCAGCUUGCCAGGCUGGAGAUGUGCAUAUGUGCCCGCGCCCAGAACCGGCAGAAGUUUUAUUCGGUGGAGUUCUCUCAGUAAUGACCAGUCAAGCCUAUAAAGGUGAGGCUUGUGUGUGUGUUGGGUAUUUGCAGAGAUGGAUAGGCUGGCCGGCUCUUUGGUUGGGUCUUUAUAAAGCCUUGUUUAUCUCUUAUGUCGCUUACUUGUUUAAUUUUGGAGGAGAGAAACUACCGGAAAAACCCUGAUAUGGUUCAUGAAAAUAGCCACCCUGGCUGUUUAGGGACCCCCCCCCCCCCGUCUUAAUUAACGUCAAGGCUAUGUUGUCAGUAAUGGUUUUCCAGGAAGCUUUCGGCAACUUAAUAAGAAAUCAAGGAGGAAAAAUAACCAGAGUUCUCCAUCCGAGGCCUACGUCGAUCCACAGAUUGUUGUGUUUUCCCUCAAAGGGUCUUGUAGUCUUGACUGCAAACCUUUUAUUUGGACCUACUUAAAUAUAAGCAAGUGGAGAUUUGCCAAGACCAAAAUUUUGCUAGGGUUGUAGUUACUUGGUUGGAUUUGUUUCUUCAGUGGAUAGGAGUAAGUCACUGACCUAUGGUUCUAAUUUCUGUUUGCAAGAUGUGCGGAAUAAUCCUGACCUUACUAGAGGUCCUGGGAAAUGAGUCCAUUCAUUGAAACGCUUCCGUGUUUCUAGAAGUACUAUGCCUAUGCUGAGUGGGGGAAAGUGCGUGCCACGAAGCCCAGAAACCAACUAACACAAGGCCAACUAUCUGCAGCCAGCCUGGCAUAAAUCAGGUUGAAACGGCUGAGUGCAUCCAAUUUCACGUCUUUUUAACACAUUUAACAUCUUAUAAACAUAUUUGUUCCAGGUUGGGGGCGGGCGGGGUGACAGUUCAGCAGAGCUGGAUAAUUCUAGCACACAAGUUCUCAACCAUGGCUGCCCAUUAGGAUUACCUGGCUAGUUUUGUUUUUGUUUUUUUUUUUUAAAUAUCAGUGCAAGGGCCCUAUCCUCAGAGACUCAUAUUCGGGAGGCUUGGAGUGGGGCCUGGCUUCCGUGCUUUGUUUUGGAUCUUCAGGGAUUCUAAUGCACAACCAGAGUUGCGAGCCUUGUAGCCUAGACCUUGCAGUGGACCCUAUUUGGAACCUUAAAGGAUGGCCUAGCAAAUUAAGUUUCCUUUAGUUGCAAGUCACGUGGACCACCCUGAGGGUUGACCAGUAACCCAGCCUUGACGGCCGUCAAAGAAUUUCGUGUAGACGCUCUUGGCAGAACUCCAGAACUUUCUCCCUAAAGUACAACUGACGGCGUCACAUUUGAAAACCUUAGUGCGUGAAAGGGAGAGAAGGGUGAUGUGAGGGAAUGUAUUCGGGCGGGGUGGGGGGGCGGGAUGCAACACCUGUCCUCUUUGCCCCCGCUUGCGGAAAGAAAAGGGGUUCGGUCUUAACCGAGUAGCCAACUCUCAGGUGGAAGGUUUUGGAGAAGCUGGCUGUUCCACUCAACGUGUGACUAAACGGGGUCCCCUUUGCGGCCAAGUCAGCUUUCUUUCUGGCCACACUCAGCUUGCCCCGCCCCCCCCCCCCCCCCCCCCACUUGCCUGCAUCCACGCUGGAGACCUCAGGGUAGAGGUUAGGCCUGCGGUUAGUGGAAGCUUGUGACCCCUUCGCGCUCACGCUCACGAGGCACCGGCGUUGCCAGAGGGGAGGCAUGAAGCCCGGCUGUCCCUUUUAAUACUCUCUUCGAGCACUACAAGGCUACCCGAACUUUGUCUCCCCCGGAGGGCAAUUUGGACUUUAAAGGAGGCUGCGUUUCCUCCUAGGAAGCCAAUCUAGGAAGAGCGCAUACGUAACUACAUGGUCUCUGCCCAUCCAGGGUACUCCCUGGGGCGGCCAAACAGCACUGACGCCUUGCAGCCGAAAACCACACUGCGACAUCAAAUGUCUCAUCAAGCAGACUGCAAGGAGCUUUCAGGCUGUGUUCUCCGGCCCCGAAAAUGCCCUCUGUGGUUUGGUUGACAAAUGAGGUCUCUCUGGAAAACGUGAAAAGCGUUAGCUGAGCUGUCCAUGUACAUUUCAGUCUAGGGCGAUCUCCUUCCAAAGUAGAGGGCUGUUUCAUGACAUCCUCCCACCCCCAGUCAUCUCUCCCUCCCCCUUUCUUUGUCCACAGGGGCAGUUAAUGUCACCAUGUCAGAUAUUCAAUACGAACAGGAUGGUUUCUAAAGGUAGAAACACCGCUGAUGCCCUUAGGGGAGACUGGUGGGGGGGCCAAUGUGGGGGGGGGGAAAUCAUCCUCUCAGACACCUCAGGUCCCCACUGUGAGUCCUAAGAGGCACAUCACAAAGCCGACCGUGCCAUCUGUUGUAAGAUGGAAUCUGGAACGAGGGCUUCUGGAAGGUCAGCUUGCUGAUCCAAUAAGCAUGUGACUUCCCGUUCCACUUUGGAAAAACGGGGAACUUGACACGUUUCACGUUUCACGCCUGCCUCUUGAUGUUGAUUCUGAAGAUGAGUUCGUGUAGGAGCGAGUCUGUCACAUGCUAUGAAAGUGGUAUCGCUGACUUCUGAUCUCUUACGUUGGUUUUUAAGUGAAACUCUGGCUCCGCCCAUGUCCGGUGCUGUGGGCUCCAACACAGUCAGUCGAAGGAACCUAGUGGCCAAGAGUUAGAAACGAGCUUUCUAAUCUGAAUGUGCUUUCAUAGUAGCUGAAGAGACCUUCCCCUUUCUAAAACCCAAUAAGGACAAUACGCAGAGACAUACUCUAGAAAGCUCUGCUAGUCUCUCACUAGGAAAAGCAAGUAGGGCUCUUCUCUUUGACAAUCUUUUUCAAAACCACACCUAGAAAUCAACGCCUUUUCCCUCUUUCGAUUUUCAUAAGGAGAGCUUUAUAUAUAUAUAUAUAUAUAUAUAUAUAUAUAUAUAUAUAUACUAAUACGUCUCGUCACCCAGUGCUAGCAGCAAUUGUGAAAAG